AUGGCUACGCCCACGGGAGACUUGACCAUGCUCUCACUACUUUUAAGGCAGUUGAGCUUACAGCAUAUCGUGCUCAUAAUGGAAGCCCAUUCUAGUCAUUUUACCAUCCUGACCGGUCGGUGCAUAUUAACUUCCCACGAGACCGGUCCCUCAAAGGGAAAAGGUGGUGAUUUGAAUUUUGCUGCAAUUGUCUCCGACCAAACAACGCCUUAUUGUGUCUUUCACUUUAUGCUGUCCUCUUGUUUUGAAUUCACAGUCGACAGUGAAAAGACUAAAAACACCUUAUCCUUUUCAAUUAAUUCCCAGGCAACACCCUUCCCUUAUAUUAGCUUCCGAGUGUCUUGUGAGCGUGAAUUUUUCAGUUCUUCAAUCGAAGAGAAAAAAAAUAGUGAGAUGGCUACAGGCGGAGUUUGCAGAAACGGCUCGAAUAAGGCACAGAAUCUCCGUGCAUCAUCUUCCUUCAAAUCGAAACUUCCGGCAUCGAAUGUUCGCCGCAGCAUCCCCGGCGGAGCCACCGACUCCGUUUCCGGAAGAGUUCGAGUCGCUGUAAGAUUGCGACCUCGAAAUGCUGAAGAGAUGGCAGCAGAUGCAGAUUUUGCUGAUUGUGUGGAGUUGCAGCCUGAGCUUAAAAGGUUGAAACUUCGGAAAAACAAUUGGGAUUCAGAUACCUAUGAGUUCGAUGAGGUUCUUACUGAAUAUUCAUCACAGAAGCGUGUCUAUGAAGUUGUCGCCAAGCCUGUUGUCGAGAGUGUUUUAGAUGGUUACAAUGGGACAGUGAUGGCUUAUGGUCAAACUGGCACUGGAAAGACGUAUACUCUUGGACGACUUGGUGAUGAAGAUACCUCCGCUCGUGGUAUAAUGGUUCGCUCAAUGGAAGAUAUACUUUCGAAUAUCUCUCCAGAAACUGAUUCUGUUUCAGUCUCGUACUUGCAGCUAUAUAUGGAAACCAUCCAGGAUCUCCUAAAUCCUGGAAAUGAUAAUAUUCCCAUUGUCGAAGAUCAAAGAACUGGUGAUGUUUCGUUACCAGGGGCAACUGUUGUGGAGAUCCGUGACCAGCAAACUUUCAUUGACCUCUUACGGUUGGGGGAAAAUCAUAGGAUUGCUGCUAAUACGAAGCUGAAUACCGAAUCUUCCCGCAGUCAUGCCAUUCUCAUGGUACACGUGAAGAAGUCUGUCUUGGGAAGAGAAGAUGAUUUUUCUACUGAAAAUGAAAAUCGCUCUCAUUCGGUUGGUAAUUUUAAGCCACCUAUCUUACGAAAAGGCAAAUUACUUGUUGUAGAUCUUGCUGGUUCUGAACGUGUUCACAAAUCAGGAAGCGAGGGGCACAUGCUAGAAGAAGCCAAGUCAAUAAAUCUAUCACUUAGUGCUUUAGGAAAAUGCAUAAAUGCGUUGGCUGAAAAUAGUGCUCAUGUCCCAGUUCGAGAUUCAAAGCUUACAAGAUUGCUUAAAGAUUCAUUUGGAGGCACGUCUAGAACUUCAUUAGUUGUAACAGUUGGUCCAUCUCCACGCCAUCGAGCAGAGACUGCGAGUACCAUAUUAUUUGGACAAAGGGCUAUGAAGGUGGAGAAUAUGUUGAAGAUUAAGGAAGAAUUUGAUUACAAGAGCUUGUCUAAAAGACUCGAGAUAGAACUGGACAAACUCAUUGCAGAUAAUGAAAGACAGCAAAAAGUUUAUGAAAAUGAGGUUGAGAGAAUCAGGUUGGAAGCACAGAAAUGCAUUACUGAGGCUGAAAGGAACUGUGCAGAAGUGUUAGAGGAGGAGAAAGUGAAAUGUCAGAUGGAUUACAUGGAGUCAAUUAAGAAGCUUGAGGAGAAGUGGAGUGUUCACAUGGAUUCUGGCAAUGACGAGCUCACGGAGCUGAAAACAUUGCUUCAAAAUGAAAUUUGUCUUCGGAAGGCAGCUGAAGAAGAAAAUAAUAUGCUCAAACUUCAGCUGCUUAAAUUUUCAAAGGCAGAGUUGGCAGAUGGAAACAUCGAUGGUAUGAACCUUCAGGAAAUAUUGGAAGAGGAGAAUCAUCAGAGGAAGAAACUUGAAGAAGAAGUCAGAGCUUUAAGAAGUCAAUUAUUUCAGCUGUCUACUGAUGCUAAUCAAAGUAGAAGCUAUCUCGAGAGAGGCAGAAAUGGAAUCACUGUUGCUGGUCUAGAUUGCCCAUCUCCCCAAAAUCAUCUACAGUCUAGAGACCGUAGUAAUGGAGAAAGAGCAUCAAUUAUGAACCUUCACGAACAAGUUGGGUUGCAAAAGAUUUUGUCCUUGCUCGAGUCAGAAGAUGCUAAUGUACGAAUACACGCUGUAAAAGUGGUGGCCAACUUGGCAGCUGAAGAAGCAAAUCAGGAAAAGAUAGUUGAAGCCGGAGGUCUCACUUCAUUGCUGAUGCUUCUUAGAAGCUAUGAGGAUGAAACUAUUCGCAGGAUCGCAUCUGGUGCAAUUGCCAAUCUGGCAAUGAAUGAGGCCAAUCAAGAACUGAUAAUGGCUCAAGGUGGAAUUUGUCUAUUGGCAACGACAGCUUCUGAUGCUGAGGAUCCCCAGACUCUUCGAAUGGUUGCUGGAGCCUUAGCUAAUCUGUGCGGCAAUGAUAAACUACAAAUGAGGCUGAGAUCUGAAGGUGGCAUCAAAGCUCUGUUAGGAAUGGUGAGAUGUAGACAUCCCGACGUUCUCUCUCAAGUUGCACGUGGCGUUGCAAAUUUUGCCAAGUGUGAAUCCAGGGCAUCUUCUCAAGGCUCAAAACCUUGGCGAUCUCUCUUGAUAGAAGACGGUGCAUUGCCAUGGAUUGUACAAAAUGCUAACAAUGAAGCGUCGCUUAUCAGACGUCAUGUAGAACUUGCACUCUGCCACUUGGCACAACACGAAGUAAAUGCAAAAGAUAUGAUUAGUGGAGGAGCCCUUUGGGAGCUCGUUCGUAUUUCACGUGACUGUUCUCGUGAGGACAUUAAAGCACUCGCUCGCCAAACUCUGACAUCAAGUUCAACCUUUGUAGCCGAAAUGCGUCGCUUGCGAAUCGAGAUUCCUUAA
Molecule: messenger RNA, 3009 nt
Organism: Fraxinus pennsylvanica
Lineage: Eukaryota; Viridiplantae; Streptophyta; Magnoliopsida; Lamiales; Oleaceae
Source: the annotation of a GenBank genome assembly